Molecule: messenger RNA, 4335 nt
Organism: Coregonus clupeaformis (lake whitefish)
Lineage: Eukaryota; Metazoa; Chordata; Actinopteri; Salmoniformes; Salmonidae
Product: tyrosine-protein kinase receptor Tie-1
Exons: 23
Coding region: 220-3627 (1135 amino acids)
Biological process (GO): positive regulation of kinase activity; protein phosphorylation; cell surface receptor protein tyrosine kinase signaling pathway
Cellular component (GO): signaling receptor complex
Molecular function (GO): transmembrane receptor protein tyrosine kinase activity; ATP binding; protein binding
Source: RefSeq, a predicted model, not a curated record
UGUGAAACGGUCUGGGACACUAACAGGGACAGAGUUAUCACCGCCAGGAUUAUUUUACUGUUAAAAACUAUUACUGGAAUUUAUGGAAAUGCGCAAAGACGCGUGCGGUUCUUUGGCACACUGGGGACCAUCGCUUGGAAUGUAGAAGUGUCUACUUUUAAUAGAAUAAUUGGAUUAGACACAACUGAUUUCGGAAUUGUCGCUGUGAGGAUUACAAUUAUGAUAGACAUCUUAUUUUGUUUGUGCCUCAUCCAUGUGUCAGGUGCGGUGACAGACCUGACCAUAAUCUCCAACGCCGAGGCCUCCACACCUCAGCUCUUCUCCAUCUCCUGCCUCACCGGGGAGCGGGACGCAGCAGAGCUGGACCUGGACAUCAAGAAGGACAACAGCAUCCUCAUCCUCUCCUCACGGCCACAUUACAGAGUCAAAAGGCCCAAGACCAAGGAGGUGGUGGCGAACGAGUUUGUGGGUGUGAUGGACCAAACAGGCAUAUUUUACUGCCAUGCAUCCCAGGGAACCGAUCCUCCUAGAAACCUGGGUACAGUGACACUCAUCAACAACUUUGCCAAAGCCCUAUUUGUCCCGACCCACCUCACAGUGACAGCUAACAGAGGAGACACAGUUCACCUGGCCAUGCAGGUCCUGAGCUCCCAGAGAAGAGACGUCACCUGGAAAUACAACGGUAACUAUUUCUACAUGACCCACUGGGGUGAUGUGUCCAACAGUACGGCUGUACUAACCCUGGAGGAUGUGGCUAGUGCCAAUGAGGGCAUCUACAGUGCCAGCUUCGUGGGAGACAGUCCCGUCUAUGGAGCCUGGAUGAGGCUGAUUGUCAGAGACUGUGGUAGUAAGAAGUGGGGUGCCGACUGUGACAAGGACUGUCCAGAGUGUCUCAAUGGAGGUGUGUGUCACCACCGGGAUGGGGACUGCAUCUGCCCACCGGGGUUCAUGGGGAUGCGCUGCGAGACAGCCUGUAGAGAGGGAAUGUUUGGGCUUAAUUGCCAGGAGUCAUGCAGGUCAGAGAUGGACUGUAGAGGGCUGAGGUUCUGCCUGGCUGACCCUUAUGGAUGUUCCUGUGCCAGUGGCUGGUCUGGGAACCACUGCAACAGAUCCUGCCACAGGGACAUGUACGGGGCAGACUGCAGGCUGAGCUGUAAGUGUAAGAACGGGGGAGUGUGUAACCGCUUCAGUGGAUGUCAGUGUCCCACUGGCUGGAGAGGACAGAACUGUGAGAAAUCAGACCGCGCCCCCCAGAUCUUGAACAUGGCCAGUAGUUUAGAGUGGAACCUUAACUCCAGCCCCAAGAUCCUAUGUUCCGCCACAGGCAACCCCCUGCCCAGCCACACCAGCAUCGAGCUGCGCAAACUGGACAGCACUGUGCUCAAGGCGUCUCGCACCACCAUGGACUCCAAUAAGAGCACAGCCCAGUUUGAGAUUCCCCGUCUGUCCACUGAGCAUGCUGGGUUAUGGGAGUGCAGGGUUUCCACCAAUGGGGGACAAGACUCAAGGAAGUUCAACCUCAUUGUCAAAGAGCCGCCAUGCCCCAGCACCCCUCCCAAGCUGCUGGAGAAGAGGAGUAAGCAGCUGGUGGUGAUGCCUGUGGAGUCCUACAGAGGAGACGGACCCAUCGACUCCACCAAGCUCCUCUACAAGCCCAUGGAGACAGGAGACUCCUGGUCCUCCAUCAUAGUAUACAGUAGAGAGCCUAUAACUCUGAUGAAUCUGAAGCCAUCUACACGCUACCACGUCCGUGUCCAGUUGACCCGUCCUGGGGAGGGAGGGGAGGGAACUCUGGGACCUGAGGCCAUCAUGGAGACUGACUGUCCAGAACCCACGCUUCGACCAGCGAUUGACUUCAGCUCGCUGGAGGGCCGCAACGCCACUGUGCGCUGGCUGUUGCCUGGCAAUGCGGCCAGGGCUGUGGGUGUGGCCAGCGGGUUCUUAGUGCAGCUCUUCGGGCCCUCCCCCUCAGAAGAGAAGCUGAGAGAGGAGACCACCCUGCUCAAUGUGCUCUCCACCAAGUUCUACAACCUGCAGUACCACCAAGACUACAAAGUGGUCGUCAGGCUGCUCAACUGUGGCAGCCUGGGGCCCGCCUCUAAGCCAUACAACUUCCGCAUAAACAGCCAGGGUCCCUCAUCUCCUCGGAACGUCCAGGCCCUUCCCCUGUCUGUGUCUGCGGUGCAGGUGAAGUGGCAGCCCCCUCAGGACCCUAACGGGGGCAUAGUGAAGUACAUCAUAGAGUACCAGCCGGUGGGUCAGGGCAGCCUGCACCCCUGGGUCGACACAGACGAUGGCAACAAGACGGCUAAAGACGUGACAGCGCUCAACGGCAGUACUCUCUACCAGUUCAGAGUGAGGGCCUUCUCUAAAGUACCCGGGGAGUGGAGCAAGUUUGUCCAUGCCAGGACCCAGGGAGAUGGUCUCCAGGACUUCACUCCUACCACCCAGGGUGUGGGGGGGCGUCCGGGCAGUGAGGGCUACCAGCUGUUGGUGGCUGUGGUGGGGUCUGUGACGGUCACCUGUGUCACCAUCCUGUUGGCCCUGCUGGCUCUCUUCUGCAUCCGCAAGACCCUGCUCAACCGCAGACGCACCUUCACCUACCAGUCUGGAUCGGGAGAGGAGACCAUCCUCCAGUUUAACUCUGGGACCCUGACCCUGACAAGGAGGCCAAAGCCUGCCUUUGAGCCCCUCACCUACCCCAUCCUGGAGUGGGAUGACAUCAAGUUUGAAGAUGUGAUCGGAGAGGGCAACUUCGGCCAGGUCAUCAAGGCCAUGAUCAAGAAGGACGGGGCCAAGAUGAGCGCCGCUAUCAAGAUGCUGAAAGGUAAGUUUGCCUCGGAGAAUGACCACCGGGACUUUGCAGGAGAGCUGGAAGUGUUGUGUAAACUGGGCCAACAUCCCAACAUCAUCAACCUCAUAGGAGCCUGUGAAAACAGGGGGUACCUGUACAUUGCCAUUGAGUACGCCCCAUUUGGAAACCUACUUGACUUCCUGCGUAAGAGCCGAGUCCUAGAGACAGACCCUGCCUUCGCCAAGGAGCACGGCACAGCCUCCACCCUCACCUCACAACAACUGCUACAGUUCGCCGUCGACGUGGCUACCGGCAUGCACUACCUUAGCGACAAACAGUUCAUCCACAGAGACCUGGCAGCGAGGAAUGUUUUAGUGGGAGACAACCUGGUGGCCAAGAUAGCAGACUUCGGUCUGUCCCGAGGGGAGGAGGUCUACGUCAAAAAGACCAUGGGGAGGUUGCCAGUGCGUUGGAUGGCGAUAGAGUCCCUAAACUACAGUGUGUACACCACCAAGAGUGACGUGUGGUCUUUCGGUGUACUUCUAUGGGAGAUAGUGAGUUUAGGUGGUACUCCCUACUGUGGGAUGACCUGUGCUGAGCUCUAUGAGAAACUCCCCCAGGGCUACAGGAUGGAGCAGCCCAGGAACUGUGAUGACGAAGUGUAUGAGUUAAUGAGGCAGUGCUGGAGAGACCGGCCAUAUGAGAGACCUCCUUUCUCUCAGAUCUCUGUACAGCUCAACAGGAUGCAGGAGGCCAGGAAGGCCUACGUGAACAUGGCACUCUUCGAGAACUUCACCUACGCUGGGAUAGACGCCACGGCCGAGGAGGCCUGACUACCAGCCCCCACAAACCCCAGCAGGUCACGUAGCCCACGGGAGAGGCCCCGAGGCUCAGCCCUGCGUUACUGCCGCCCCCCUGCUGCUGCCCAACGUUGGGACCGAUGGAAUAGCAGACGAUCCACCUGGACCACGAGGGUAUAGAGGGAGGACUGUGAAAGGACACUUGAGGUCUUACGGGGGCUGGGAAGGGAGAUGUGGAACUGGACACUGCAUGAAGUGCUUACAACCCUGCCAGGUGGGUUGGUGGGUGGGGCUUGGGGUUGCCUUUGGGCCUGGUUUGGGAGAUGUGACACUAGACUUGGGACAUGUUAUGGUUCUUGUUUGAAGGACAGGAUGGACAAGGAAGGUGCUCCAUGACAUGAUACUACACUGCCAGAGUCGCAUGCUACUACACUGCCAGAGUCUGAUGGGUGCUCUAUGAACUUUCAGCCCUUCAUCCAAAUGAAGAGAGGACUUUUUUGUGGACAUAUGGACACACGUGGAGUUUGCUGUCCAUUCCGAGAUGGAUUGAGAUGGAUCCGACUGGGGAAAAAACAAUGUAGCACUUGUCUAUUCACUUAUUUCUCGUUUUGUAGUAUAGGGGAGAGUGGGAUAAGUUGAGCCAUUUUUUACAUUCAUCAUCACUCCAUUAAGGGAAAUAUAGUAUCUUUCCAACAACGAUAUCUACAUAUAUUUCAGGAUGUUGUGUAUCCCUGGAAAUAA